AUGUACCAUCUCCCAUAUCCCAUGUACCAUCUCCCAUAUCCCAUGUACCAUCUCCCAUGUCCCAUGUACCAUCUCCCAUAUCCCAUGUACCAUCUCCCAUAUCCCAUGUACCAUCUCCCAUGUCCCAUGUACCAUCUCCCAUAUCCCAUGUACCAUCUCCCAUGUCCCUUGUACCAUCUCCCAUAUCCCAUGUACCAUCUCCCAUAUCCCAUGUACCAUCUCCCAUAUCCCAUGUACCAUCUCCCAUGUCCCAUGUACCAUCUCCCAUAUCCCAUGUACCAUCUCCCAUGUCCCAUGUACCAUCUCCCAUGUCCCAUGUACCAUCUCCCAUAUCCCAUGUACCAUCUCCCAUGUCCCAUGUACCAUCUCCCAUAUCCUAUGUACCAUCUCCCAUAUCCCAUGUACCAUCUCCCAUGUCCCAUGUACCAUCUCCCAUAUCCCAUGUACCAUCUCCCAUGUCCCAUGUACCAUCUCCCAUAUCCCAUGUACCAUCUCCCAUAUCCCAUGUACCAUCUCCCAUGUCCCAUGUACCAUCUCCCAUAUCCCAUGUACCAUCUCCCAUAUCCCAUGUACCAUCUCCCAUGUCCCAUGUACCAUCUCCCAUGUCCCAUAUAUGCAGCUGGGUCAACGCUGGCAUGCCGCCUCACCAAUCUGCUUGUCAAGGACGCCCUCUCUCUUCCAGGCCUCAAAGCUUCUCCCAUAUACGCGCAGUGUGUGCUGUGUGCGCUGUGCCAUGUGCCAUGUCCCGUCCACCAUCUCAAUCCACCAGGCAGCGGGGUCAACACUGGCAUGCCGCCUCACAAACCUACUCGUGAAGGACGCCCUCUCCCUCGCAGGCCUCAAAGACAUAUCGGCAGUGACGGUGCUGCCGGUGGCAACAGGCAUGGCCCUCACUCUCUCUCUCCUCGCUCUCAAAGCCAGCAGACCUGCCGCACAGUGGUUCCUCUGCACAAGGACGGAGACCAGCUGUGCACGGACCUUGCAGCCAUGGAAAGGGAGGUGCACUCCCGAGGGGCGCACGCACAGGACAGCAAGGUGGUUCCUCUGCACAAGGACGGAGACCAGCUGUGCACGGACCUUGCGGCCAUGGAAAGGGAAAUAAAUUCUCGAGGGGCCGACAGCAUCCUCUGCGUGCUCUCAACCACCUCCUGCUUCGCUCCCAGGUGA
Closterium sp. NIES-65 is the source of this 1167-nucleotide messenger RNA. The record is from the annotation of a GenBank genome assembly. Lineage: Eukaryota; Viridiplantae; Streptophyta; Zygnematophyceae; Desmidiales; Closteriaceae.